CUCUGAGGCCGUUGUGGAGAGAGGAUUGUUCUUGUUACGUCUGUGCGUUUAACGUUUCGUGUUUGCUUUCACGUUGCGUACGUCAGUUUCGUUCAAUUUUCUUUUUGUUCUUUCGGCUUUUUAAUUGCCAGACGUGCUCUAUCGGUGUCAAAAAGUUUUCUCGCGUAUCAACGGAAAGACGUGUGCGUGCUAGUGUUGGUAAACUUAACCUCAAAGUGGCGGCGAGUUACUGUUUAGGUCGUAAACAACCGAGUGCAGUGUCUUUGUGUGAAGAUGGUGUUCCCACAUUGAGGAUGUGAAGUCGUGGAUAGGAAGAAAGGAAAGAUAGUUUUUCUUCUUUCGUUUAAUCCGAUGGAAAAAGAAGCUUUCUCCGAUUAUUCUUAACCCGUUUCUCGCUCUGUUUUACCGACCGUAUAAAGGGCACGCCACGCUCUCCGUGCGGGAUUCUUCGUGGCGUCGGCGACACGUUUAACCUCGAUGAACGUAGAAGGCGGUCGAAAUAAAUGGUGACACGACGAGUAAUUAUCGUUCGAUAUCGCGAAGUUACAAAUUACCAAUGAGAAUGCGGUAGUGGCAAAUACACCGAUGGAUCAUCGUCGUGUAUCCGAGGCGGGGACCUUCUUAAUUGAAUCACAUCGACAGAAUCACCAACAGAAUCGUCCUAAAGGUCGCUUGUCCUCGUAGCCCACGCGGGCGAUUUGAAUCGUGGUGUUUUUUUCAGUUUAUCGUUGUUGCUGUUAUUUGUUAUCAUUGGUGUUCCGCGUGACAUGAAGCAUACGUGAUCCGAGGACACGGUGUUUGUAUUUUUUACUGUUUUGAAACCAGAGAGAAAAAAAUGUAUCCUAGUGCUGGAAUCAACGCUGCUGCUGUAGCUGCCGCCGCUGCUGCCAGGCAUCCGGGUCCGCCGCAACCAGGCCAACAAUAUAAAUUCUCGAUCGGCGAGUUGUGCGAUCGUAUCAAGGAGGAUUUCAACUUUCUUCAGACGCAAUAUCACAGUAUUAAAUUGGAGUUAGAGAAACUCGCCCAGGAGAAGACUGAGAUGCAGCGUCACUACGUUAUGUAUUACGAGAUGUCCUACGGGCUGAACGUGGAAAUGCAUAAACAGACAGAGAUAGCGAAGAGGUUAAACGCCAUAAUUGCUCAGAUCCUGCCAUUUCUCUCGCAGGAACACCAACAACAAGUCGCUACUGCUGUUGACAGAGCCAAACAAGUGACCAUGACCGAGCUCAACGCCAUUAUCGGGCAACAAAGGCCAGACCUGCCAAGGCUUCUUCAGCAGGUGCACGCCCAACAACUACCACCUGGCGCCGCGAUGGGCCCGCAUCCAGGCAUACCUGGCCUUCCUGGGCUCGGCCCUGGCGCUGGUCUUCCCGUUCCUACGUCAGCCUCCGCAGCACUUCUCGGAUUAGGUAUUCCACCGGGUGCCGCAGCAACCGCUGGUGGCACAGCUGCUCAUCCCCUUUCGAUGUUGACCAAGCCGGACAUCCAUCGUCAAGCGGACGAUUUAAAGCACAACGGAGGUCUUAAUCCAGCCGAGGAGAGGCAUAGAAGUUCGAUAUCACCCGCGGAACGCGAAAAGUAUAGCAGGCCGCGAUCAACCGACCCCCAACACCACGAUCACCUCCCACUCAAGAAGAUGAAGAAGGAGCAGGACAAGGAUAUAGGCCAUCAAAGCGAUGGUGAAAAGAGCGACCAGGAUUUGGUGGUUGACGACGCGAGCGAGGGGCCGACGAGCCCCACGGCGAAUGGCACAGCGUCGCCAAGGGAGAACGGGCUCGACAAACUCGGCCCGUCCUCGGUGCCUUUGAGCAGCCAGGUGAAGAAAGAAGUCCCGCCACCGUCGCCGAGAAGCGGCACGAGCAGCAACGCGAGCACACCCUCGGCUAAGAAGAUGGAAGAAAGAGAAAAACCGACUACGCCUAUCUCGAAACCCGUCACGCCCACGUCAGCUGGUGGUAGCAGCUCCGGGUCCGGUGGUCUGAAACCAUCGAGUUCCAGCAAACCACUGGUCUCGGCUUCGGCGGUCGGCCCUUAUCCGCCGCACUAUCCGCCGCCACAUCAUCCACCCGCAGGACCUCAUGUGGACGUGCUGGGUUAUCCCCCAGCCCUGAAUGGAUAUCCCGCAAGACCGCCUCUUCAGCAACUCUACGAUCCUCACGGAAGCAUGAGGGCUCCUCUUGGACCUCUCGGUGUACCCGGUGGAAAACCCGCGUACAGUUUCCACGUGUCGAGCGAGGGCCAGAUGCAGCCUGUUCCAUUCCCUCACGACGCUCUAAUUGGACAAGGAAUACCGCGUCAUGCACGCCAGAUAAAUACCCUGACGCACGGGGAGGUGGUGUGCGCGGUGACGAUCUCGAAUCCGACUAAAUACGUUUACACGGGUGGCAAAGGAUGCGUCAAGGUCUGGGACAUCAAUCAGGGCGGGAGCGGUAGCGCGAAACACGUUUCGCAGCUUGAUUGCUUGCAACGAGACAACUACAUCAGAUCGGUGAAAUUAUUACCAGAUGGGAGAACAUUAAUCGUAGGCGGCGAAGCGAGCAACCUCAGUAUCUGGGACUUGGCGAGCCCAACGCCAAGGAUCAAAGCGGAAUUGACCUCGAACGCGCCAGCUUGUUACGCUUUGGCUAUCUCCCCCGACUCGAAAGUCUGCUUCAGUUGUUGCAGCGACGGGAACAUCGCCGUCUGGGAUAUACAGAAUCAAUCUCUGCUCAGACAAUUCCAAGGUCACACGGACGGCGCCUCCUGCAUCGACAUAUCGGCGGACGGGUCGAAAUUGUGGACCGGCGGACUGGACAACACUGUCCGCUCAUGGGACCUAAGGGAAGGAAGGCAAUUGCAACAGCACGACUUCACCUCCCAGAUAUUCUCGCUCGGCUAUUGCCCUACCGGCGAGUGGCUCGCGGUGGGAAUGGAAAACUCGAACGUCGAGGUGUUACAUGCCACGAAACCGGACAAAUAUCAGCUCCAUUUGCACGAGUCUUGUGUACUUUCGUUACGUUUCGCUACCUGCGGUAAAUGGUUCGUUUCGACGGGCAAGGAUAAUCUCCUCAACGCGUGGCGCACACCUUACGGGGCCUCGAUAUUCCAGUCGAAGGAAUCUUCGUCGGUGCUCAGUUGCGAUAUUUCUACAGACGACAAGUAUAUCGUGACUGGAUCAGGUGAUAAGAAAGCUACAGUGUACGAAGUGAUAUACUGAACAGUUACAUGAUCGAUGCGACAUUGAGACACUGGAUGGAACACAUCGUCGAGUGUACUACGCUUUUACAUUAGUUCGUAUGAGAGACAAAGAGGGUUCUGUUCCAAGAAUACGCAUCAAAGAUUAAAUUGAAACUCUGACAAAGUAUGUUGUGGAGGGAGAACUUUUGUGAAACGAGUAAUAUAUAUAUAUAUAUGUAUAUGUAUAUGUAUAUGUGUAUGUAUUAUAUAUAUAUAUACGUUAGCGUGUGUUAUAUUUGUUAAAUUUGAAUCACGCGCAAACGGUUCUCGUAUUGCACACACGAGGAGGAAAAGGAACAGAGAUAUGAGAGAGAAGCUGCGAACUGAAGUUAUAUUAUAUGAAUAUGUAUAUAUAUAUAUAUGUAUAUAUACAUAUAUAUAUACAUAUAUAUAUGUGUAUACAUAUAUAAGGUGGCAGAACAUUUUAGUUAUUUAAGAUUGUAUAAAACAUAUGGUUAUAAAUAGGCCAAGAAGAUGAUUAUGAAUGAGACUAUACGUGAUAAAACGUAUAUAUAUAUAUAUAUAUAUAUAUAUACAUUCGCACGGAUAAUUAUGUGAUCCGCGAUUGUGUUCGACUUCUUUGACAUGAAGUCGCUUGUGUAAUAUGUUACUAAUGUAAUAUAGAGUUUUACGACAAAAACUAUUCAUUACGUGCGAUUGUGAGAGAGAGAUGCAAGGCGAAAUAUUAUUUUCUCCGCGCGUGAUGCCCUCGUGCUUUACUAUAUGAUCGACGAAAGAACGAAUUGAGAUGUUUGAGAGAGAGAGAGAGAGAGAGAAAGAGAGAUUGUAUGUACGUAUACACGAUCUAACAUGUAGACCUGUCGAAGUAGAAAUGUGUGUUGCAAAAUUCUACGUAAUGUAAUCGGACACACAACGCAUAGAAGCAAGAACGAUUUUAAUUCGAGGAUAGAGAAAAACGUAGGUCUAUAUCGAACCGAUGUAAUUUUUUGAUCGUGCUAAGAUUGUGUAAAGGAAAAUGAGGUUUUUUUUUUCGUGUGAGCCUCGAACAUUUCCAUUGCGAGAAAGAGUAUGAGAGAGAGAGAGAGAGAAAGAGAGAGAAAAGAUAAAAAAAAAAGAAAAAAAAAGUAAACUCAUAUUCCGAAAAUUUGUACUCGUAUAGAAGUUUCAGUUACGAAUAUUUUUCUCGUUUUUUCGUUGCUAUUCUGUAUAUCGGUACUGCAGCUACCACUCGUAACUAUAUGUUCUGCGGUAACUGUGAGAAAUUGUGAAAGGCACGAAAAAGAAGGCUGAGGUGGGAGAACAAUAGGAUAUGGAUAUGAUGAUGAUGAUGAUAAUGAUGAUGAUCUCUCGAGUAAUUUUUUUUGUAGCAAAAGAAAACAGAGCGCUUAGAGCGGACGAAAAAAGAUUUUUAAAGAUUUUUCUUUUUCUGACGCAACGUAAUUGGUAUCGCCAAAAGAAAAAUAUUCUUUACGAGGCACAAGUACAUCGUAUCUUGUUCGUGGCCGAUGCCAAACGAAGAUCGUUAUGUGUAUAUUUAACGAAGAUGAAUCAAUCUAUUUAUAUUUUACAAUUGAAAAUUUUAUUAUACGAAUAUGAAUCGAAAUGAAAUGGAAUCAUUGUGCAUAUGUUCGACCGACGAACUAAAUACUAAAUAUGAGAUGUAUUUAUGAUGAUCUAUUUUUAUCUUAUUAUUAUUAUUAUUAUUGAUUUACGAUGAAUUUGAAUCUCUGAUCUGACAAUGUUGCGGACUAUAUGCGAUGUACUUUUUACGUAUUGUACCAUUCGCGAGGAAACGCUAGUUUCACAUGUAUUCCACCAACACGUGACGAAAUUAAAAUUCUAUCCAAUGGGGAAAUCGAUCCAAGUAUUGAAACCUGAAUUGUAGAGAAGCUUACGAUUGCGUUACCGUUAACUGCCACAUCAACGAGGCAUCAACGCUAUUCUUUUAUUCCACGAAUAGAAAACACACGGGCCCAUUCACCGUUCCCAAGCACGUUUAUUCCGCGAGAUAUUCGUGCGAAAAAUAUUUUUGUGACGAUCCCUUAGGUUUAAUUUCUUAGCGACUUGAUCGAUGCGAGACACACGUACCUUGCGAUUCAAUUUAUAUAUCUUGAACAAAAAGAUAAAUUUGCGCCAAGUACACGCGGUUAACGAUUUCUUCGAUGCCUGCCAGGCAUUUGAAAUUAAUAGGGUAUAUAUAGGUUAUUAUUCGCGUUAUUAUUCGGAUUUUAAAAUGGUAAAAGCAGGGGAUGCAUAAUGGAGAUUUAUAUUUUGUUACAGAAAUACAACCACACGUUUUACAUUUGCUGUGAUCGUCGUAGAAUCGACGCUGUAUACUGCCGAAUCAAUGUAGAAAAAAGAAAAAAAAGUAUAAAAAAGAAAAAAAAAUAUUUAAAAAAAAAAAAGGAAUAAGAAAACUAAUACGAAUUACGUGUCGCGAUAGAGGGAUAAAAUAGAGAAUAGAAAAAUAAAGAUGGAAGAAAAUGUGCGAGAAAACAGAUAGAUUUUCGACGAGCACAGCUCCGAUGAUAGACCAAUAGAAACAACGAUACCUCAAGAAGACUCAAUAGUUAAUUAUCUCUUUAACGAUUAACUUGUACAGAAUCGAUAUUCUUUUACAGUAAAUAAUUACGCAUACCCGCAUACAAUUGCAUACACACAGAUGCAGGUUAGGAAGAACAGAGCGAAAUUGUGAUUCAAACAUUCGCUAAUAUAAAGUAAAAAAAAAAACAAAUUUUCUGUCCCACGUUUCAUUGAAUUGUGUCUCCGCGCUCGCAAUUUGCACUCCGUGUGUACGAAAGCGAUUAGAAAUAUGCGUUUCCAGCCAGAACAAGAAGUGAAAAAAGAAAAAGCAAAAGACAAGUGUUAAUCCUUUCCAAGCACAGUUCAUGUUGUUCCUAUAGCUACGCGAAAAUUGUUUCUUUCGACAAUUAAAUCAUCUAUAUCUAUAUA
Messenger RNA from Apis mellifera (honey bee), 6129 nucleotides. RefSeq names its product protein groucho. The record is from RefSeq and is a predicted model, not a curated record. Lineage: Eukaryota; Metazoa; Arthropoda; Insecta; Hymenoptera; Apidae. Bases 836 to 3196 code for a protein of 786 amino acids. Gene Ontology annotation, biological process: negative regulation of canonical Wnt signaling pathway; regulation of DNA-templated transcription. Gene Ontology annotation, cellular component: nucleus; transcription regulator complex. The transcript has 13 exons. Gene Ontology annotation, molecular function: protein binding; transcription corepressor activity.